Linum trigynum is the source of this 2282-nucleotide messenger RNA. NCBI's taxonomy places the organism in Eukaryota, Viridiplantae, Streptophyta, Magnoliopsida, Malpighiales, Linaceae. The record is from the annotation of a GenBank genome assembly.
CAUAGAUACAGAGGAGGAUAUAGAAAGGAGAAGCAAGUCUCUCUCUUCCUUCCCUUCUGAAUCCCGUCUCCCCAUUUCUCCUCCAUCCAUACAACUCCGGGAGGGAAGCCCAUCCCUUUUGACCCUUUCACUUUCAUCAAUUCAUUCCCUUUUCAUCAUCUUCUUCAUCUUCUCCUCUGCAAACCCAAGACCCAGUUUCUGUUUUUGUUGUGUUUACAGGUCAAAUUUGAUUCCGAGCAGGAAAGCAAGCAACUUGCCUUUACCCGGCCCGAUCCAUAAUCAUGGGGUUCGAGAGGCAGAGCAGAGCGUCGGGGUCCUCCAACGCCCUGAAACCGACGGAGAAAACCCCUCUCAUCGGACACGAACAAAAGCACCUGUCUUCCCAAUCGAAGACCAUCGCCAAUCUCUUCAUCGCAAUCGUCGGCGCCGGCGUGCUGGGUCUCCCUUACUCCUUCAAGCGCACCGGAUGGAUCAUGAGCCUCCUCAUGCUCUUCUCCGCCGCCGCCCUCACCUAUUACUGUAUGCUCCUCCUCGUCCACACCCGCCGCAAGCUCCGCUCCUUCGCCGGCGACUUCUCAAUCAUCAACUCCUUCGGCGACCUGGGGUUCGCCGUCUGCGGUCCCGUCGGCAGGUUGGUUGUUGACAUCAUGAUUGUCUUGUCUCAAGCUGGAUUCUGCGUGGGUUACGUGAUCUUCAUCGGCAACACGCUAGAUAACCUGUGCGAUUCCUACUCCUCCGCCGCCGCUGCGACGCCCUCUUCCAACGCCGUCUUAUCCGCCCAAUUCCUAGGGUUUUCGGCAAAAUCCUUGUUCGUAUGGGCCUGCUUCCCUUUCCAAUUGGGGCUCAAUUCCAUCGCAACCCUCACCCAUCUAGCCCCUUUAAGCCUUUUCGCCGACAUCGUAGACCUAGCUGCCAUGGGAGUCGUGAUCGUAAAAGAUGUAAUGAUUAUGGCGAAAAACAUCCCCGAGGUUAAAGCUUUCGGCGGUCUAUCCGUCUUCUUUUACGGGAUGGGUGUGGCUGUCUACGCAUUUGAAGGGAUCGGCAUGGUUUUGCCUCUCGAGUCGGAAGCCAAGGACAAAGACAAGUUUGGAAGAAACCUGGGGUUCGCCAUGGGAGUCAUCUCAGUCAUCUAUGGAGCAUUUGGUGCUCUAGGGUACCUUGCUUUUGGCAACGACACUAAGGACAUCAUCACUGCAAACCUCGGGGUGGGGCUGAUUAGCACCAUGGUCCAGCUCGGCCUGUGCAUAAACCUGUUCUUCACAUUCCCGCUGAUGAUGAACCCAGUAUACGAGAUUGUGGAGCGAAGGUUUUGGCAAGGGAGGUAUUGCCUGUGGUUGAGGUGGCUGCUGGUGUUCAUUGUCAGCUUGGUUGCACUGUUGAUCCCGAAUUUCACCGAUUUCCUGUCGCUCGUGGGGAGCAGUGUGUGCUGUCUAUUGGGGUUCGCCCUUCCGGCGCUGUUUCACUUGCUUGUGUUCAAGGAAGAGAUGGGGUGGAAAGGCUGGACGAUUGAUGUUGGGAUUGUCACCGUUGGUGUUGUUCUUUGUGUUACAGGGACCUGGUACUCUCUCAUUGAGAUUUUCUCUGUUAAGGUUUAAGUGAUCAACUCCUUUCCUGUGUGUGUGUGAGAUAUCGUGGAGUUGAUCGAUCGUCAAAGAUUAUGUGGGAGAUGAUGUGUUCUACGUUUAGUAUAGAUCAUCAGGACAAAGUGUGUAAUAGUAUCUGUUAGUUGGGGAGAGACAUUCUCUUGUUAUCUUUUUUUUUUUUUUUGUUUGGCCAUGGAGAGACAGAAUGUGUUGUGUAAUAGUGAGAAAAGGGUGCUGAAUAAUUUUGUUUUUUGCCAGUGCCUUGAUCAAUCCACAAACUAUAUUGAAGAAAUGUCGCAGCUUCUGUGUUUCUUGGGAGGAGCUGCUGCUGUUGAUUCCUUGAUUAUUACUUGUUUUUUGUUCCUACUGCAUUUCCUUCCACUCCUUUGGAGCGAGGUAAACAUUGCAUUUGAUGGGAAGUUACUUUGUACAGGCCAAGCUGGAGUUGAGACUUGAGAGAGCAAUGUGGAUUGUCUCUUCUAGUUCUAGAUGCUACAAUUGUCAAUUGCUAAAAGAUGGGUCGCCAUUGUAUUCUAUGCCCGACCAGCCAGCUAGGUGUGCAACCAACGAAGACGACGAAUCAAAACAAGCUAAAGGUAAAAUGAAAUGUUGAGAGAUCAGAUACUACUACAUUGUCGACGUAAUCCAGACGUGGCAACUUGGUACUAAGAACAUCUCCAAUAAUGCAAUCCUUCUUCA